This is a messenger RNA of Trichomonas vaginalis G3, 1326 nucleotides long. RefSeq lists its product as uncharacterized. Lineage: Eukaryota; Parabasalia; Trichomonadida; Trichomonadidae. The transcript has a single exon. The coding region runs from base 1 to 1326 and encodes 441 amino acids. The record is from RefSeq and is a predicted model, not a curated record.
AUGAUCUUAUUGCUUUCUGCUAUUGCUUACUGUGAAACAAUAACAGGUUCACAGACAACACAGUUAACACGUAAAGUGAAUGAGUCAAUAAUAAUUAAGGACGCAAUAUUCAAUGAAAUUGGAAAUUGGGCAACAUUCACUUCGGCAAUUUCGUUUUCUCAAGGGUCCACAUCUACUUCAGUUGAAUUAACACAUACAAUGUUCAUCAAAUGUGCCGCUAGUAAUGGUGGCUCAUUCACAUUUGAUGGCAGUUACCCACUUAAAAUUGAAAAGAUAGGUGUCGAAAGCGGAUAUAAAGGAUCUGGACAAAAUGCUGUAAUUGGUAGAAUUCUUACAAGUGGAGGCUACAACAUUAAUAUGUCUUCAUUUGUCAAAAACACAGGUGGCUCGAGGAACCUCCAACUUUGCUCCACCCCAGAAACAUUGACAGCUCUAAAUGUAUCCGGCAACUCCGCUGACCUUGGCUUAGCAACAUACGCUUAUGGCAAUAUGAUCAUUGAUCAAGCUUCAACUACCACUCGGCUGACUUAUUCAAACUUCGAGGCUGAUGAAUCAUCAUGCGGUGUUCUUUAUUAUUACUCUGCGUCUGGCUCAAAUACUGUACAGCAUUGCAAUUUUGUCAGGAAUGUCGUUACAAACUAUGGCCUCAUCAUUCCUGAAAAGUCAUCAACCCUUUCAUUAAAUGACUGCAUAUUUUUCGGAAAUGAAUAUAAUUCAAAGCCGAUAAUUAAUGCUUAUUCAGCUGUAAGUAUUAACAACUGCUACGUUGAUAAUACAUUUAUUUCCAGGGAAGCAAGCGUUGUAAAGUGGGCAGUAACUUCAAAAUCUCCAUACACUUUAACAUUAUACAGUACAGGAAACAUUAAAGCUUUAGUUUCAGAGUCAUCAUCAAGCUCAGGAUCUAACUUUGGCAGUGGCUCUGGAUCCGGUUCAGGAUCAGGCGCAACAACGGGUACAGAUUCAACAGGUUCUACCACAAACCCGAAUGAAACAAAUACAAACAACUCAAUGAGUGUCGCUGGAGAUAACAACCAGACAAGUACAAGCUUUUUCAUGAAGAAAGUAGGAUCAAUUCCAAUGUGGAUGCUCCUUGCUAUAGUUGCUGCGGCCGUUAUUAUAGUUAUAAUAUGCUUUGCUGUUUAUAGACAACAUAAGAAGAAGCAGCAUAGACAUCACCAUCACCAUAAUGAUGAAGAUGAUGAAGACAAUGAUGAUGAUAGCGAAGAAGACGACGAAGAGUCAAACAACGAAGAUGAUGCUCAUAAUAAUGAUCAACAAGAAAAUCACGAUGAGCCAGAAAAUGAUCAACAAAGUAUCGCUGUUUAA